AUGCACCCAUUCUCCGUCCUCACGCUUGGCAUCUUUGUAGCUGGGUAUACCACCGCUCGCUGGGAUCUCGUCACUCGCCUGUAUGAACUGGCCAUCUUUGCCUGGGACUACGGUGUUAUCACUCGCUCGUUGAAGGCCUUCUUGGUUCUUAGCAUCUUCUUCGUCGUCCUGAUCGUCCCCAUCGAGCGCAUAGCUGCCCGCGAGUCCGAUAUAACCUUCAUGGUUGCCCCCAAUGCCUUGAUGCGCAUCUUCUGGCCUACCGACUUUGUUCGCUCCGACAAAGCAGGUGUCAUUCUAGGAUGGAGGAACUCGGAUCUCGACAUGGUUGUCGUGACCAUCCUGUUCGAGGUUGAUGCACGCAAUGUUGACACUGCUCUCAAGAUGGGCUAUCUGUUUCGUGGUAGCCCCCAUCCCAUCGAUCGCAUCAUCGAUAGGUGCGGUCGCUUGCCGUUGCAGGUUUUGGGAACGCUGAAUUCAGAGCGCGCGCCUUCUCUCACUUUCAACCCUUCCUCCAUCCAGGUCUACUACCGCCCCGGCGAUCCGAUCCCCCAGGUGCAUUGCCCUGGCGAGCCAUCCAUCUCGCUGCAGAUUGUCACAUUCGAUCGACCCAAUCCCUACCAUAUGCAAUACCUGUCCCUCACGCCAAUCUCCCUCACCCUGUCAGAUGCACAAGAAAGAGCAAGGAGAACACAAGUCGGAGACUUUGGUGCAGAAGAGGCGGCCGACAAAGCGCGCAAGCAGCAGCUGGUGGACAAGCUUCGCAUGCAUACUGUUGUCCACCGUGCACGCACUCCCAUGGAAAUCGCCCUACCCGUGAUACUGAACCAAAUAAACUGCUCAUACGAGAUUGACGAGUUGAUGCGCAAAAACGUCAGGUUCGUUGGUCAACGCACGAGGCGCAGCAUGAGCGUAAGUGAGCGCAUGGCAGAGUCCGCUGCCGACCUCUGGGACUACACACGCUACGGCAUACACCACGCCUUCUUCGCCUACGUCUAUCCAAUCAUCACCCGGCUGCUCGUACUGGCUUUGGUCAGCCAUCGUAUUGCUGGCGAAGCGUGGUUGAGAGUUCUCGAAUGGCGACCUAUCCCAGAUGCCGCCGCUCUCAAAGACAUUUCAGCCACUGCCCAGCAAAUCGACAUACGUCUGCAGCAAUUUUGCUACUGGCCAAUUCAAUAUCUCACCCUGCGCAAGCGACGUACCGACUGGGGAAGCGUCACGAAUAGUCACCCUGAGUAUAUUCGUUUCUACAACAGCCUGUGGCUCGUCGCAAACGAUAUCAUCAUCGGCAUUGCCAUCGGCUCCUUUAUUAUCGAGAAUUCAGACUACGUCGCAGCUCAAGUUGAAUCCAUUGUCGAUUCUUGGUUCAUUGAUGGUCUUCAACGCAUGAUUUGUUGGCUGAUGGAUUAUCCUGCUGGUCUCAAACUCAACAAGGAUCUGGCGCUGUUCCUUGGUGAUCUUUUCCUCUGGAUCAUCGACUACUGGGCUGAAUGUAUGAAGAGCAUAAGACCUCUGCUCCCGCAUGUCAUCCAGGUCAUAGGCUUUUCGAGCUUCGCUGGUGCAAGUAUGCCUGUCUCGCUCUUCUCAGAUCUACUUUCCAUAUUGACGAUUCACGUUUACGCAUUCUACAUUGCCUCGGCUCGCAUAUACAACUGGCAGCUCACCAUAAUAGUCUCACUCUUCCACCUCUUCCGCGGCAAGAAACGAAACGUCCUUCGAAACCGUAUCGACUCGUGCGAUUACGACCUCGACCAGCUGCUCCUAGGCACGAUUUUGUUCACACUCUUGACCUUCUUGCUCCCUACCAUUGGUGUAUUUUACGCAACUUUCGCUGGCGCGCGUAUGGGUAUAAUUGCUUUCAAAGCUGCUUUGGACACAUGGCUGGCUUGCUUGAACCAUUUUCCUCUUUUCGCACUCAUGCUGAGAAUCAAGGAUUCUCGGCGAUUACCAGGUGGCAUACGUUUUGAACUUCGUGAUACCCCUUCUGCAUUCGAUUCUUCGCGUCAGCAUGGUUCUAUGAAACCUGAAGUUGCACCCACUUCGCAUGUACAGUUACAGUCUGUGCCCCUACCUUUCUCUGAAACUUUCUCUCAAUAUGCACAGCUCGCAGAUCGUAUCCGCAAACACUACCUCUCGCCUAGUGUAUUCUUGUGCCUACUCACAGGUCGCUUCGUGCCGCCAAUCCAUCGCAAGAGCUUGUACAGUAUGCAGUAUAGCAUGCUUCCAGCAAAGCGAAUUCCGAUUGCAGAGUUGUGGUGGAAAUUGAUGGGUGGGAAUGGAGCGCAAAAGCCUCAAGCCAAUGGAAAUACCAGCUCAACCCUCGGUCGGAAAGGUCAGAACAGGAGGACACCGGGACAUUGGUGGAGUCAAUGA
This is a messenger RNA of Aureobasidium namibiae CBS 147.97, 2370 nucleotides long. RefSeq names its product putative N-acetylglucosaminyltransferase subunit. The transcript is spliced from 6 exons. Lineage: Eukaryota; Fungi; Ascomycota; Dothideomycetes; Dothideales; Saccotheciaceae. Gene Ontology annotation, biological process: GPI anchor biosynthetic process. Bases 1 to 2370 code for a protein of 789 amino acids. The record is from RefSeq and is a predicted model, not a curated record. Gene Ontology annotation, cellular component: endoplasmic reticulum; membrane.